AUUUACGUAUUCGUUUGUUAUCGUCGCGUUCUGUGCCAACUUGACAAAAUACUAAUAAAAUAAUUCAGUCUUGUGAGAAAACUCGGCUCGUUCGUGCGCAUUUUGCCCACUUUUCGACUUUGUUCCCCGAUCGCGUGUUGUGUUGUGUUCGCACAAAAUCAAGAGUGAGAUGUUUAGAAAGAGAAAGCAUGACGUAGAGAACGGUAAGGUGAAUCCAAGCGAAGACAAGGACAGCUGCUGAACAGGUUUGAAAGUUUUCGAGGAAAGAGUUGAAGCGAGAGGUCGGAGGCGCGCUGCCGUGGGUGCGACAAGGACGCCGCACCGGACCCGGAGAAGUGUUAGUCAUUGAGAGAGACAGCAGUAGUAAACAUGGCGCCGCGCUCGCCACCAUAUCAUAUUUAGUGCGUUUUGUCGACGCAGUAUCUGUUGAUUUAUCCGAUUUGAGUGCGGGUUAAGUGCGCCAUGGCCCCCGGAGCCCCCUUGUGAGCCGUCGGCGAGCCCCGGACACCAUGUGAGGAGGACGAGGACGAGGUUACUAAAGAGCGAUGGAAAACAGCGCCGCCAGUUAUUUGCACAAGAAGUUCAAGAAGCAGCUGAGCAUCGAUCCGUCGAAACAACACCACCACCAGAAUGAGAGCAAGGGAGUCGUGGACACGCGUCAAGAAAAAACCCCCGAACCUAAUCAAACUUGCAAAGACAAUAACGAAAGUGUGCCAAACCAGAGUACAAAUCAAAGCAGUUCUCUCUCAAAGUCUUCCAUAUCAGUAGAGCAGUGUUGUAGCGUGAUUUUACAAUCUUCGAACUCGUGCAUAUCGAAAACCUGGACCGAACCAGUCAGCACGUCUUCUAUUUUAGAUAACUUAUACAAAGUCAAGCCCGAAGAUGUAGCUUCGAAGGACCACGAAGAAGCCGAGAAAACCCCCGACAAGUCCUCGGCCGGCAAAUAUGUGUGCCCCUACUGCAACCUGGUGUGCUCCAAGCCCAGUGUGUUGCAGAAACACAUCAGGGCGCACACCAACGAACGCCCGUUCCCGUGCAACAGUUGCGGGUUCAGCUUCAAGACACGCUCGAAUCUCUACAAACAUUGCCGGUCGAGGACGCACGCUAACCGCGUCAUGGGCAACAAGGCGCAAGAGAUGGGAGAGGCGGACGAAGGGCCCAAAAGCCCCCAGUGCAGUGACGGCACCAUCGAGGACAGAGCGCAAGACCUCAAGACCAAACCCUACAAACCACGCUUCCACACCAAGCACAUCUUCAAAGAGAACGAAGAAAACAAAGACGAACCCAAACACAACUCCAACAUCCUCUCGGACCACAUCAACGAAAUCAUCAACAAGAACAACUCGAUUGUCAACUCGCACGAUCCCUACUUGCUGAAGAAGAGGCCAGAGGUGGAGGACCACCACCAGAGACACAUCACCGACUUGAUUUAUUUGAACAACAACGACGAACCCUUAAACCUUACGAAAAACCGCAAGCGGUGCAUGAGCGAAGUUGUGGAACCCGGAACUCAGAAGAGUUUGAUCAAAGAGUUGCUCCUCAAAAAUCUAAAUUCGGAUAUGCAAUGCCCACAUUGCAAAAUGAUUUUUCAAACUGUCACUGAGUUGGAGUUGCACAAGCUGAGGAGUUGCAAAGGUUUCGUCAAACCUGGUGCCAAAUACAGUCGGAGUAGUUCAGUCAAUGUUGCGUCGAUUCUUACGCAGAACAAGAACGCCUUUGACAAUAUACCGCACCUACAGAACGCGGUGUUUCCCCUAAAAUCACCGGGUCCCUUCUUGGGCAAGACCCGAUUGGUCGAAAGUGACAAAAACAAAUCGUUUUCAUUCGACGAUGGCCUUCCGACAGCUUUCCCACCUUCGACACCCACUGAACGCUAUUUACUCUCGCCCUUGACUUUACCGAGCGAACGCGAAAAAAAGACUCCAGUGAAGUUGUUCGGUGGUGAAGUCAAAAUCACGCACACGUCCGGCGAAACGAAGAGUUUCAAAAUUGAUAACAAGGACGAUAAGUUUGACAGUGGCUUUGUGGAGUACAGUGGCAAAGUGAGUGAGAAUCGGGUGGUGAAGUCCGGGUUACAGUCAGGUGGUACCGUUCUAACCAACAAAGCUAACUACCCCAAGGAGGAUUCUUUACGGACAAAUCCCGACGUUAUUAGGGUGUACGACAACACUCCAGCCUCGCCUAACAUCGGAGUCAACCUAACCAAACCCCAAAUCACCUACAGGGGAAGUACCGACCCAAUAAUAGAGUACGCCGUCCCGCCCUAUAGCAAAUACACAAACAUCGUGGAUUUUAGCCAAAAAGCCGUAAAACUCCUAACACCGAAUUUAAAACAACCCAAUCUCGCGGUCCCCGGCGUGCCAACCCCCAACCAUUUCACUUUCCCAAGUUUCACUGAAGAGAAAAUAAUCGAUUUGGAAAAACCCGAGCCGCAACAAAAAGUCUUCCAACCCAAAAUCAUAACUCCACAACCGGUCUGUAACCCCGUCAAACUCCUAGUCAAUGGAAAAGUCGUCCGUCAUGUCCCUGGGAUUCCCGGCCCGGUCGUACCCGAAGACCAACCCCCACCCCGGCUCAAGCCCGAGCCGAAACCGCUCGAAGUGAAAAUCGACCAUCCGGCCGAUAAAUCCCCGGUUAAAAUAACCGAAACGAAAAAAUUCGCAAGGCCUAAUAGUCUCGCCUUGAAACCGACAACGGCCUCUUUGAAACAACACCACGGUCUAACACCGACGCUAUUUAACCAGAUUUUGAUCAGUCCUGACACACCUCGUGUGGCGAAGAAAUACGUCCAUCAGUUUUUGCACGGGAAUUAUUUCAGUUAUUUGGGUUUGAAGUGUUCGACACGGACGGUGUAUUGUACGCUGAAUAAGACUCAGCCGUUUUAUGUGCAACAUUUUAAAAAAUUGAGCAUGUACUCCGAGUGGCGGCAGCAGGACACCAAGACGGAGAAGUUGUACGUGAGUGCGUACGAUUCGAGGCAGAGGCAUCAGAGGUACACCACGGCGGGGAAGACCACAGCGGAUUUGGUGCAUUCGAGUUAUAAGUUUGUCGUUUCGGAGUCUUCGAGUGGCGGUGAUAAGUCCGAAGAGGCGCACAAAUCGGCCACAAUUCUGGGCGGUUACGAAUGCAAUGAAGACUACACUUAUAUCCGAGGCAGAGGCCGAGGGCGUUACGUUUGUGACCAGUGCGGGAUCAGGUGCAAAAAACCGUCAAUGUUGAAGAAACAUAUCAGGACGCAUUCGAAUGACAGGCCGUAUACUUGUAAUCAUUGUAAUUUUAGUUUCAAGACAAAGGGGAAUUUGACGAAACAUAUGAAGAGUAAAGCACACACAAAGAAUUAUGCGGCUAGUGGAUCAGGAUCGUCGACACAACAGAGUGGUACACAAAGUUCUGAGUCGGAUACGGAGGACAGCGGGAUGGAUAGUAGUGAUGAAUCAACACGUCGAGAGGAGCAUGAAGCGGCCUACGGCCUCCUUUCCCUCUCGCAGAAAACCUCGCAGAGCCUUCGUCGGGAGUCCACAAGUCCAAUGUCCACAUCGGGCUCCGACCCCCAAGUUUUAAACACGGAAGAAAUAGCUCACGCUUCCAAGACCAACUACGCGAAAAACAAAUUUCUCGAUGAUAAAACACCGCUCAAUUUCAGCGUCCCUAAAGUCACCACUACCACCAUCAGUAGCACCACCACAUCAUCGGACGAAGAAGUCCAAAACUUGACCCAGUUCCUAGGCAAGACGACAAUCAAUCGACCACUGACUUACCCCUACACUUCGAUUUUACCCCCGGAGUGUACCAGUCAAGAGGUGGCGGAAAAUCCGGAAACGAAAAGUAUCAAACAGUUCCACGUGAUACAAAAGUACGCCUCGAGGGAAUCCCCGACUGUGGACAGUAGUGCCAAUUGUUUGACUAGUAGUAAAAGUGCAAAGGAUAGGACACGAGUGCCAAGUGAUCAUAAAGUGAACAAUGUACCGGUUCUAAAAGUCAACGAUGCUGUGGUGCUCGGUGAUAGUGUGACUGAUUUGAGGAAACGAAAAUUGAGUUAUGCGGAAAGCGAGUUCGAGAGAGUGAAACAACACAAAACGGACGAAGUGAUGGACUUGUCAAUGCCAGUCGAGAAAAACCCCGAAUUGAGGUACAAUGGAUCGCCUCAACCGUACCACCAUAACCUGAUUAAAAAAAACGAAGAUCUCUACCCGUCAUCGAAGUUCGUCGACGAGAAAUUGCCGGUGAAAAACAACGGUUUCGUGAGUGUGAACAUCAACUACGUGAUACCGGACAGUCAACCGAUAAACUGUGAAUCCCCCAAAAUAGUGUACAAAACGGUCGAUUAUGAUAACAGUGCAAUGGAAACGUUGGCUGACAUUGCCACCAAACAAGUGAAACUCGAGAAAAAUACUCUUGCGAAAAGUGUGGCGACGGAGUUUUUGAAAAUUGCAACGAAAAAUGAAUUUCCAUCAGGCGAUGCGACGCGAGAAGCGAACACUUUCGGACCGGUGACCAAAGAAGUCAACGAUCUGAUCGUCAAGCCUGAAGGGAACAAAAGCUGCCACAUCUGUGCCAAAAGUUUCAGCAAAACGCCACAGUUGAGGCUGCAUAUGAACAUCCACUACCUGGAGCGUCCGUUUCGUUGCCACUCGUGUUCGGUCAGUUUUCGCACCAAGGGCCACUUGCAGAAGCAUGAGCGAAGUGCUAGUCAUCACAACAAACUGUCGUCAUCGCCUGCUUUGUCCUCGUCGGAGCCUCGGCCGUUUAAAUGCGUCGAUUGUAAUAUAGCGUUUCGAAUUCACGGCCACCUAGCGAAACAUUUGCGCUCGAAAAUGCACAUCAUGAAAUUGGAGUGUCUCGCGAAAAUACCGUUUGGUUUGUACGCAGAGUUGGAAAGGUCUAACAGUCUGUUGACGGAAAUUAACACUGCUGAUGGGGACCAAUGUUUAGAGAGCUUAAAGACUUUAGCCAAGAAAGUUUUUAUCAACGAUCCAAAUAAAUUAAAUCAAUUGAAUUCAGCGGAGAGUAUAGAUGCCGAUAGCUAGGUAAAUUAAUUUAAUUUUGUCAAGACUGAAUCAAAAUCUUAACAAAAAAAGAGUAUACAUUUUAUAACACUAUAGUAGAAAUUAAAUAUAAAAGAUAUAUUUUAAAUCAUCUCUCAUGUGUCAAAUAUGUUAUGUGAUAUAUGAAUAAGCUAGGUAGAUGUGUUGGAAUCAUGUUUUAGUUGGCGGCGAUUUUAUUUUUACAUUUUGUUUUUAUAUGCAAGCGACUCCCAAUCGUUUUAUUUUUAUUUGGUUGUACAGUGGGAAUCAAGUUAUUUUAUAUUUUGAUCUUGUUUUAAGAUUAUCUUCCUUAAGUUGAUAUUAUUACCUGUUUUUAGGUAUUUUACAUAGAGACAUUAUUCUUAAGUUUUAAGUGUUGUAUAAUAGACAAUGUUAAGAUAAUUUUCAUCGUUGUAAAUAUUGUUUAUGUUAGGCAAUUUGUGUACUGUUUGUAGCUACAUGAGUUAACACACUUCUGUAAUCUUCGAGGUUAUGAGAUUCUCAUUUGUGCCAGACACUCAGCUCUAUUCUUUUUUAAACUGUAGUCUUGCAGGAAAUUAAACUUCUUUUGUGCAAACUGUUAGUUUAUAUUGUUGAAAAAAGUACAAGAUUAUUAUAAUUGUUAUUGAUGAAAUUUUGUUUUAAAUAUAACUAUUAAUUUUC
Messenger RNA from Tribolium castaneum (red flour beetle), 5687 nucleotides. RefSeq lists its product as uncharacterized. The coding region runs from base 546 to 5027 and encodes 1493 amino acids. Lineage: Eukaryota; Metazoa; Arthropoda; Insecta; Coleoptera; Tenebrionidae. The transcript is spliced from 9 exons. Gene Ontology annotation, biological process: regulation of transcription by RNA polymerase II. Gene Ontology annotation, cellular component: nucleus. Gene Ontology annotation, molecular function: RNA polymerase II cis-regulatory region sequence-specific DNA binding; zinc ion binding; DNA-binding transcription factor activity, RNA polymerase II-specific. The record is from RefSeq and is a predicted model, not a curated record.